AGGCCUAUAGUGAAGAUGACCAAGAGGGUGUCGUGGGCCGACCGCAUCAUGGCGCCGCCCCCGCUGAGGCAGUUCGCCUCCACCUCGGCGAUGUCCUCGCGUCACGUGACCGAGGACACGCCCCCUGACCUGCUCGAGGGCACCAUGGACCUCACCGUCAUCCUGCCCGCCGGCCACAGGGUCAACAUGUCCGUGCAUAGGAGCACGCCCAUGAUGGACCUUCUGAUCCAGGUCACCACCGCCCACAAGGUCAACCCGGGCGGCCACAUUAUUCACGUCGUGUCAGACAACCGGCUGAUCUCCUACAAGCCUUCCACGCCCAUCGGGACGCUCGACACCAACGUCAUCCACAUCGUCCCGAAGAACAAGGUCAACGAGGAGGCGAAGAAGCGGCGCGCGCAUCUCGUCACGCAGGCCAUCGAGAAGAACAUCAGGCUCAAGCCUAAGGAAUACGUCUACAAGCAACAACUUGUGGUGAACCUUCCGAGAAAUCAGCUGGCGGUGUACCGGGUGCCUCCCAAGACGCUCAUCUCGGACGUCCUGACGAUGGUGUGCAAGGACCGGUGUCUCGACCUCGACAACCACGAGAUUCGACAUCCAGUGAACGUGGACGAGAAGCUACGCGGCAGCUGCACCCUCGCCGACUACCAGCUGCAGGAGGUGUGUGUGGUGCCGCGGGACUUCCGUGCCCCGCCGCUCUCCGUCACCGACCUCAUCACCAUGGCGGCCAUCUCGCACCCGGAGGACAAGAAGCGGCGCACGCUCCUCUCGCUCUUCUCGAGGAAAACCAAAUCCUCGACGGGUGACAGCAGCUUGUCGUCAGGCAGCGCGGGCGAGCGAAGCGUCAGCCCCGCCCGCUCUGACGAAUCAGCUGACGGGCGGCCGACCCCCCGCCCACUCUCCCCGGCCUCGUCCUCCGCCACCCUCACCUCCAGCCACCCGCCGCCACCACACCAAUGGCAAGGCGGAGAGCGAUCGGCGAGACGGCGGCGGAAGCAACCUGUCGCGGCGCAGCUCGGACUCGUCAGGAUACCAUGAGUCGGAGCACAGGUCGCCCCACACCAGCCCCGCCGGCUCGGAGAUCAGCAGCCUGGACACGAGCCGCGGGCCUGGCGCCGCCGCGACCAACCUCACGUCGGUGGCGUCGACGUCCAGCCUGUCCCUGGCCUCCUCCCGGGGCAAGAGGCGCGCCCCGCCGCCCCCGAAGCCCGCCCCCGCUAAGCACGACGACGCGGCGCGCCCCUCGGCCAUCCCGGAGGAAGCGGAAACCCCGCUGCCGACCAAGGCUUCCGAGGAAGCCGCGAAACCUCGACUGAACGGGGAAGCCGAGCACUGCACUAACUCUGGCGCCUCCUUCAACGCCUCCCGUCCUCCUUCCUCCAAAGCCUCCGAUCUCGGAAUGUCACCUCCUUCCCGUAGCCAUGGAGCAAGUGGAGUCAUCUCUCCUGACAGGUUAGCGGCGCAGGAGGGCCGUCUUCAGCCCCGCCUUCAGGAUCCGCAGCGUCGCCUCUUCUCCUCCCCGCCGACGCAUCCAGAAGACAAUCGCAAAAGGCACGCCCCUGAAGACGCGGCCAUGACUGAAGACAGCCACCCUAGCAAGAGCGCCAAACAGCAAGGCCGCGACAUCUCUGGCCUUAGUGCUAAAAGUGCCAAACAGUACCCUGAGGAUGUUAUAAUGCCACGGAGCGCCAAUAUGGAGAAUGCUUCAAAUAUUCCUAUGUUUAGGAUCGUCACCAAGUCACAAACAACAGUACAACAAGAUGAUGAUGUAAAUAAGAAGUUCAUAGCCGAUGGAAAGACGCAGAAAAUAAAGGAAGACGACUGGCUUGGCUCGAAAGGAAAGGCAUCGUUGGCCGGGAAAGGCAACCCGCUAGCCCGAGGUGGACGGCUUCAUAAACAACAGAAUGUGUUUUUUGAUGAGGACGACGAUGAUAUGGAUUUCAACGAAGAUAUGUUUGCGCCAAGACAUGCGUUAGGAAACUCCACCAACCAAAGUAUGGAGUGGAGAGAUCUUAGCGACCAGUCUUUUGGAGGCGGCCCCCCGCCAGCUUCCUCGACCCCAGUGGAUAAGACGACUCCGGAGCCAGUCUCCAGAAGGAAGACCCCGCCCAUGCCGCAGAAGCCCACCCCGCCCACCAAGCCAGAGUGGUUUGACACACUCGCUUCCACAAGUAACCGGACGAUCAGCAGCGGUGUGAAUUCAUCCUUUGAAGGUGGCAUUACUGUGGAGAGUGCCGAAACGCCACCCAUGCCUGCACCCAGAAAUGUAGUCCCUCGGAAAAAGAGAGCGCCGCCUCCUCCUCCUGUGUCCAAAGUGAAGGUGCCUGAUACUGCACAACAAGAUCAGGAGGCUCCUAGCGUGCCGAAACAACAGGUGCUUAACCCUUCUACAGAACUCUCUGUGAGACCAAAGUACAGUGAAAUCCCAACCAUUUCUCGGCCACUGCAUUCAGAAGCCGAAGACUUUGACAGAAUCAUGAACGAACCGCAGAACGAAGAAUUCAAGGUCCAUGUAUCGAACCUUGCAGAUAUUGAGCCAGACCAGCUAUCUCUACUGACAGAAGUAGAUGUUGAUUCCCCGUUCUACCGUCGAUCCCCAGCAUCUAGUGUCUCCUCAAGAGAGUCUGGAAUCCCAAAGAGAAGUGUUGCGAUGGACAUGCUUUAUCCUGAAAAUGAUGCUGAUGCGAAGUCCGUAAGUAGUUCAUCGAGCGCGUCGUCCCACAGCUCCUCCCCACCGCCCCCUCCUGUCGCACCCAGCGCCGCAAUCCCCUCCCAGACAACGGCUAGUAGUUACCGUGCCGGAUAUCUCGCUUUGCUAUCACAGCUCAGAAGCUGGGACAACACAGAGUCUCUUCAGACUGCUGGCUUAGACUCCUCUGACUCUCAUAGCAGCACCCCACGCGGGUCCCUCCAAGACACCCCCGCACGAGAGGGCUCGCCUCAGAGGCCCUCUGAGGACGCCUCUCAAGGGUCACCCUCCUCCCGUGGAGGGGCGCAUCGUGGGCCUUCUACACGACCUCGACUUGUCUCCAGCUCUUCUCUGUGCUCAGAUACAGAUCAUGAGGUACAGACUCGCACUGCCAGCUUCUCCUCAGAGACGAGUGAGGAUAAUGUUGUCAGCAGUAGAGUGGAGUCAACCUGCACCCCGAGCGAAGAGUCUCUCGAGCCGAAAACAGAGGAAAAGAACCUCCAAGAUGUCGCCAAGAACCUCGUGAACGAAACAGCCCCGCCCGACAAGGGAGAGAAGAGUUCGCCUACAGAGAGUAUUAAUCGCUGUAGUAGUAUUAGCAGCGCGGACGAAGAAAGCCAGGCGCGCGUCGGCGAGAAAACCCCUGUUUCAGAAUCCGCGACUUCGGAAGCCGCCCAGCCCAAGGCGACCGAGGCGAGCGACGUCACCGAACCCAAAGACUUCACGACGAGAGACUCUGGCUCCUCACAGUCCGAACGGGACUCUGAUGGAGACAGUCGGGGAGAUCGCACGCAACAGCUCAUCAGAGAAACGCCGCAGGAUGGCAUUGCAGAAGAAACAACAAGAGAGGAAGUGAAAUUGGAGGUGCUGGAGAUGCCCAAGCAAACCGCAAAUAUCCCGAAGGAAACCAAGCAUAUUCCCAAUGGAUCGGUCGAUAGCUCCUCUGACAUCAGUAGUGACAAACACGUCACGGCCGCCACGGGGAGCAGAAAGACCUCCGUGUCGUCGAUGUCGUCCGCUUCGUCAGGAGAUUCGAGCGGACAGAUAGAGCACGAGAGGCUGAGCGCGCGGGAGGCACAGGAGAAGUCGAAUAAAACGAUCGAGAGCCACCUCGAAGCGGCCUUUGCCGACCUGGACGAGGAGAGCCACUCGAACGGCCCCGCCCCCGCGACUGGCGUCUCGGUGCCGCCCCUGGAGUGCGUCAGCCCCAAGGACCCUCAAGUGGACACGUGGGAGUACAAGAUCCCGGACCCCCCCACGCCGUUCAAGGACGCGCCGGUGUCGAAGCUCACGGACGAGUCAUCGAGCGUGUCCUCGGACGCCCCGGAGAUACUCUCCGAUGUCCCUUCGGGCUUCAAGGACUCGCCCGCCAGCUCCAUCGUCGAGGCAAGGAAUUCUGUCGAGUUCAGUAAUAUACCCAAGCUGCUGAAGGUCCCCGGGGACACGACCGACUCCGUGAGCUCCGCCUCCAGCAGGAGGAGCUCCACCUCCAGCGCCUCGACGUCUUCCAAUAAGUUCGACGAGAGGUCGAAGCAGAGUGUCAUCAACGAGCUGAAGACGACGCUCAUGGAGACGAACAACAACGAGCCCAGGAUCAUCGAGCUCAAGCCCAAGGCCAAGGCGGUGGAUGCAACCCCGCAGGCGCCGAGGGAGAUUCCAGCCGUGGCGACGAAGGCGGAGGUUCUGCCGGUGCGAGCCAACUUCCCGGUGGACCACUCGUUCGUCCCUCGAGUCGUCGCCAAGCUGCCUCCGUCCACCAGCGAGCCUCGGCUCAGCCUGGACCACGCCCUGAUCUCCAAGCCGAGGAUGGACUCGGUGUCCAGCUACGAGAGCUGCAACACGCCCGAACCCCGCGACAGGUCGGACUCGGACGCCAGCGCUCGCGACAGGACGGGCUCGAGCACCAGCUACGAGAGCGCCCCGCCCCCCGUGCCUGAGGCGCCCCUGCCCUCUGAGUCCGAGUCCGAGCGGAAGAUAUCGCGGUCGUCCUCCGACGCCAGCGACCUGGGGCGUCGCCACGACUCCGAGAGCUCCGAUGACCCCGCCCUCACCAUAGCGCCGGUCAUGAGGUUCUCCAUCUCCACGUACAGGUCGCGGGCCGAGGAGACGAGCUACGACAAGAAGAUCGCGAAGUCGGAGUCCUUCAGCCAUCUGGCGAGGCCCAAGGUGGACGGCGCGAGAGGCCAGCUGCUGAAGGCCGAGUCCAUGUCGGCGCUCACGCGGCCGGAGGAGGCGGAGCACGCCAUCAAGACCAUCCCCGAGGUCAAGGAGGAAGUAACGGCCGACAAACCCUCCGCCUCCGAGAAGCCGGCGCCGCCAGAGAAGCCGGUCAUUAUAGAGGCAACGCUGAAGCCGUCGCAGCUGUUCGCCAAGCCGGUGCCACCGAGCAAGCCGUCGUCCCUCGCGACCGGCCAGUCUCUGGGCCGCAUCAACAGCUUCAGCGACAGGCCGGGCAUCUACCGCACCAGCAGCAUCGAGGGCCGCUUCGUGACGCCCGAUCCCUUCCGCCCGCCUCGCAGGCUGCAGCGGUCAGACAGCCAGGAGCAGCUGGGCCGGGCCAACUCCAUGCACAACCUGGCCACGCCCAACUUCGACCUGAGGAAGGCACAGUCAUCAUACGACAUCUAUUCCGGAAGCAACGGCAACAGCAGCAACAGCGGAAUGCCGGGGAUGCCUGGCAUGCCGGGCAUGAUGGGAAUGCCCAGCCUGAUGGGAGGCGGCAUGAUGCCCCACGACGCCCGCCUGGCGGACGAGUUCAUGAAACUGCAGCAGGACUUCUUCAAGUGGCAGCAGCAGCUCCUGCAGAACCAGCAUGUGCUGCACAGCCGCGUCGCGCCGCUCGCCUCCAACCCGCCGCAGCUGCAGAGUGUCGGGGUGUUGCGAGACAUCAUGUCCCAGAACCCGAGCGACGGGGGGAACGGCGGCCAGGGCGUGGCGGAGGCGUACAACCCUGUGAUGGAAAGGGAGAGAAUCAUCACCAUCCGGAUGGAGGGAGCCGACGGCGAGACGGACGAGUCGAAGAUCCCGACGCAGCCGGCGCCGAGGAUGCACCAGAGCCAGGUUGUCCACAACAUCACCAAUGACAUGGGUCGUCUCAACACCUCUGCCCAGCCAAGGGUCAACACCGUGCAGUCAAGGAGAUGGGCUGAAGAACCAAACGUGAGCGUGGGGUCGUGGGUGGAGCGCCCGUCCCAGCCCGUGGGCGUUUAUCAGGACCAGGACUACGUCACAUCUGUUCCCCGGUCACAGACUUCCCAGGAUUUCCAGCCUCAGUCCCCUGAAGCACAGCAGCAGGCUUUUACACGUCCAGCUGAAACCAUGAGUCAGGAAAGGAGGCCCUACCAGUCUGCACAACCUCAGCAGCCUCAGUUUAAUCAGCCACAGCAGCUUCAUAACCUGUCCCCGCAGCAGCAACAGCAGUUUGCACAGUUUUUGCAACAGCAACAGCAGCAACAACAGGAAAAGCAGCAGCCUCAGUUUAUGCAGCAGCAGCAAAAACAGCAGCCUCAGUUCAUGCAGCCAGUGCAGAGCAAAUUAAUGCCGCAGCAGAAGCAGCCGUCCCCGACAUUCAUGCGUCCUCAGCAGCAGAAGCAGCCCUCUCCUCCUCAGAUGCAGCAGCAGAGACAGCCUUCUCCAUUCAUGCAGAACCAACAGCAGAGGCAGCCUUCCCCUCCGUUCAUGCAGCAGCAGAAACAGUCUUCCCCGCAGUACCUGCAGCAGCCAAAGCAGCCUUCCCCGCCCAAGCAGACCCAGCAGGCGGAUGUGCCACAGCCCGAGAGAGCAGCGUUCUGGCGAGAACUGGAGGCCAGGCGCCAGGACUUCGGGCUGCAGAAGGAACCCGAGAGCCCGGAGCCCACACGCCCGCCGCGCCGGAACUCCCGCCAAGACUCUCCUCCGCAGGAUAAUGUAGAGGCUUCGAAACCGCUAACCUACUUUGGACAGCAAGCCGUUGUCCAUGAGCCUCCCCAGACGUAUUACUACAACGGAGAAGGAACUCCUGCCAUGGCGAAAGGCAACAACAAUCUGGCCCAACGACCCAGGGAAGCUGAGAAUGAAUCUGGUCCGCGAUACACCUCUGUGGUGACAUUGUCUUCUGACAAAGGAGAAACGGGCAACGGAGCAGCUGCACCUAGAGACAAGGUCCGGUCAGUAGUUCAGCUGAACAACGAUCAGCGUGGCCAGCCCCGACCUGCUCCCGUCGUGCGUGGAUUCCGACAGCCCUCGCAGCCUCAGUCCCGGUCUUCUGUGUCACCUCCCACGAAUAGUUCGGUCCCGGCUCCUCUGCAGGAACCCAUCCCACAGGCCCCGACGGCUGCAAGGCUCGUGGCCGCGCUGUCACAGCCAGCACCCAAGGCCCCGUCACCCUCGCCCAUGGCAUCUGUAGGUGCCACCCGCGUGUCCCCGCCGAGAACGUCGCCCUCCCGUGUUUCUCCUCCUCGCACAUCGCCAUCCCGGGUGAGCCCCCCAUCUGGGCCUGCAUUCCAAAACGUGCAGCUUCGCCCCGUUCCGGGUAGCUCUCGUGGCUCAACUCCUCCGGAAGUAGUGCCACCACCUCCUGCCCCAAUGCCUCCCCCUCCACCACCAGCCCCGAGUAAUCAGGCAGGUGGAAUGGGCACCCACAGCUGGCGACGGAGAGAGGCGAACGGCGACUGGGAAGCGCAUCGUAGCGCCCAAGACGGCCCCGGCACUGGAUCCCCGCGAAGAACUCAUGAUGGCCAUCAGGAACCACGGCGGGUCGCGGAACCUGAGGAAAACCCACAAUAUGAUUAAUCAUUAAUAUGGAUUUAGCAAAGCUCAAGACAAUGCGGUAUGAUUAACGUGUCCUGCGUCAAUGAAUGAAUAAUUGAGGUCGCAGAGAGAGUUUUUGGAUGUUUUGUUAUUGCAUUUGUGUCUUUAUUAUAUGAACUUUGUUGUGCUAUUGUUUAUCGAUAUACAAAAUGUAUCAUUACAAAAAAGGUAUCCAGUACCUUUGUUAAAGGAAUUUUCGUUUAUUCUCCAUAUUGGACUUUUGUAUCUAUGUAUUUCUAGCUUGUGUAGUGCCUUACUCCAGUGAAGCUCAUACCUUAUGGGCUUUGUAUAGUCUUGUACAGUAUAUAUCAUCAUUAUGUAGAUAAUCUAAGCAUGUUGUAAUCUACUGUCUUAUAAAUAACAUGAUCAUAUGCAGUUCUUCAGCUCAUCUUUAUCGAUCAGGAAAUAAUAACACAUUAACAGACAGGUUGAUGCCUGCCAGUUUUAAUACUUGUAAGUAAUACUCAGCAAUAUUAUUGGUGCUACCAUCUGCAUAUUUUAUAUACUGCUAAUAUUAUACUCUCGUAUGACAUAAGUGAAAUUUAAUGUAUUUUUUCAGACUAAAAUUUAAAUUCUGUAUGAUGAAUUUCAAGCCACAGGGAAGAGGCUUCCCUUGUAUAUUAUACAGUAUUUUAGGAAGAUGUGCAGAAGCCUUUUAAAUCUGUCAUUCUGUGCUUUCUUUCCGUAGUAACGAAAUGACUAAAAGCUGUUUAUGCAUGAUUUUUCUACAUAUAUGUGUCAUAAAGACGGCCAUAACUUCUCAUACUUCAUGUUUUCUGAUUAAUAGAUCUAUUAAUGAUAAUACCUUAUGCUUGUGUAUCCUUCCUUAUUGUUAUAUAUACUUUUCUUUUGCUUUUGUAAAUAAUGUAGAAGUAUAUUUUCUCCAAUAAACGUUAAUAUUGGAAUCAA
Penaeus monodon (black tiger shrimp) is the source of this 8386-nucleotide messenger RNA. RefSeq names its product serine/arginine repetitive matrix protein 2-like. Gene Ontology annotation, molecular function: actin monomer binding. NCBI's taxonomy places the organism in Eukaryota, Metazoa, Arthropoda, Malacostraca, Decapoda, Penaeidae. The record is from RefSeq and is a predicted model, not a curated record.